AGGCGCUGGUAUUAGAGCACCAGAAACAAAAGGAGUGAAAGGAGCUGGGAGAGGGGGUGAUGGAGGGAAGAACUAGAGGAGAGGACAUUCUGGAGGAGCUGGAAGCUCAGGGCAACGUGUGGAAUCACACGUUCAAAUUCGUAACCUCCAUGUCCCUCAAGUGUGCCGUGGAGCUCGGCAUCCCGGACGCCAUCCACAGCCACGGCGGCCCCGUCACUCUCUCCGAGCUGGCCGCCAUGCUAUCCCUGCCUCCCGGCCGAACAGCCGCCCUGCGACGCCUCAUGCGCAUGCUCGUCCACUCCGGCUGCUUCUCCAAGUGCGUCGUGGGAGACGGAAAAGAGGACACGUACGUCCUCACGCUCUUCUCGAAACUUCUGCUGAAGGCGAAGCGGACGAGCGUGUCGGCCUACGUGCUCGGCAUGCUCGAUCCCCUCCUCAUCCAAACGUGGCACUCCCUGAGCGCGUGGUUCCAUGGGGAAGAGCGCACGCCAUUCCGGUUAGCCCAUGGGAAGGAUGUCUUCGAGGCGGCGGCGGAGCGGCCGGAACUCGCCGCUUUCCUCAACGCGGCGAUGGCGAGCGACUCCCAGCUGGUGGGGGAAGUGAUGGUGAGGGAGUGCAGCGAGGCAUUCAAGGGGGUGAAGUCGCUGGUGGAUGUUGGGGGGUGCACCGGGACCAUGGCGAUGAUCAUCGCCGAGGCCUUCCCGGACAUCAAGUGCACCGUCUUCGACUUGCCUCACAUCGUGGCCGCGGCUGCUGCCGAAGUUAAGACUCCGGCGACGGUGGAUUUCGUCGGAGGGGAUAUGUUCGAGCGUGUUCCUCCGGCCGACGUAGCGCUGUUGAAGUGGGUCUUACAUGAUUGGAGUGAUGAUGACUGCGUGAAGAUAUUGAGGCGUUGCAAAGGGGCAAUUCCCUCGAAGGAGAAUGGAGGGAAGCUGAUUAUAGUGGACAUGGUUGUGAAAGCUGGUGAUGAUGGCUCUAACAAGUCAACAGAGACUCAACUCUUUUUUGAUAUGUUAAUGAUGGUUGUUAGUGGCGGAAUGCAAAGAGAUGAGGAAGGGUGGAGAAAAAUUUUCCUUGAUGCUGGUUUUUCUGGCUACAAAAUAAAGCCAGUGAUGGGAUUACGCUCAAUAAUUGAGGUCUAUCCAUGAUCCACCAUGAGAUCCAAAUAUACUGCCAUAAUAAGCACCAUGGUGCCUUUCUAGGAGCUUAUUAUCCAUUAGUUGGGUUCCAAGAGAAUUUUUCAUAUUUAUUGUGUGUAACUUAAAAGUUUUGGAUAAUUUUAUAAUGGUAACUUCACGGA
Messenger RNA from Phoenix dactylifera (date palm), 1300 nucleotides. Its product is annotated as trans-resveratrol di-O-methyltransferase-like. The record is from RefSeq and is a predicted model, not a curated record. Gene Ontology annotation, molecular function: O-methyltransferase activity; protein dimerization activity. Lineage: Eukaryota; Viridiplantae; Streptophyta; Magnoliopsida; Arecales; Arecaceae.